UACGUGCCGGUGGCGUUUAUUCUUCAUAAACUACCAUUUGUCACAUGGAUUCCGUCGUUUACAGGCGGAUAUUAUUUGAUUUACGCGUUGCAGUUUAUAAUGUUGUCGUUUGAUGCAACUAUUGUAUGUGGGAGUGAUUCGUUUUUUAUUGGAGCUUGCUUGAAUAUUCAUGCGCAGUUUGUGAUUCUUCAUAAUCGGCUUAAAAAUUUAGGAACGAAGAAAACUGAUAGAAAUUUUGAUCUUAACAAUGAAGUUGUUAGAUGUGUCAAACAACAUAAUUUUUUACUACACUAUACAAAUGUUUUAAUUCACAUGUAUUCAAUUGGAUUAAUAUUUCAAUUUUUUGUCACUACUUAUUCGCUGUGUAUAGAGAUUUUUAUCUUUACUAAAAGGGAUACUGUCGGAAUGAUAAUUGGAGUAAUCUAUUGCUGCAUGUUGACGUCUCAAUUGGCGCUUUAUUGCUUCCCGGCUGACGCUGUAAAUGAUAUCUCUGAGCAAUGCGCAGAAGCAAUUUAUAGCUGUCCAUGGUAUGAUAACAGUCCGGAACUGAAACAUGUCGUGAUGAAUUGUAUGCAAAGAUCACACAAACGACUGAUAUUCACUGCUGGAGGACUUAUUGAUAUUGAUAAACGAGCAUUUACCAAAAUAUUUAAAGGAAUUUUAUCGUUGAAUACAUUAAUGAAGAAUGUUUUUGAGUAAAUAAUCACAGUCUCUACCUAAAAACAAGGAAAAAUAAAGAAAAAGAGGAAAAUUCCAGACGUAUGCUAAUAGAUGGAGCUAUUUUGCAGGUUAUGACGUAAAUAUCAAUAAAAUAAUUUGCAAUUCACAAUUUGCAAUAGGAAAUCCACGAUCAAUUUUGAAAUGUGU
Molecule: messenger RNA, 867 nt
Organism: Dalotia coriaria
Lineage: Eukaryota; Metazoa; Arthropoda; Insecta; Coleoptera; Staphylinidae
Product: odorant receptor 22c-like
Exons: 5
Coding region: 100-699 (199 amino acids)
Biological process (GO): sensory perception of smell; detection of chemical stimulus involved in sensory perception of smell
Cellular component (GO): plasma membrane
Molecular function (GO): odorant binding; olfactory receptor activity
Source: RefSeq, a predicted model, not a curated record